UGAUUGUAGUGUUUUGUCUGUUGUUUUUCGGCUCUUAAAUUCACGUUAUUCUCGUGAAUUUCUUGAAUUUGACCUUAAUAUAUUUUCAUUUGUGUUUUUAGUCAUAACGUUUGAUCCACGCGCUUUAUUUCGCAGCAGCAGGGCAGCGCGUUCAUGUUAACCUUGGCGUGCGUGACUUGUUCUUCUUCUAUUUUUCUGGUGACCCGACCGACGAACACAACAUGUCAGCUCUCUGUCGCGGUUUGAGCUCUCUGUCAGUUAAGAUCCUGGCGGAAGCUUCACUUGUGCCACCUUGCCCGUGGUUGGUGUCCGCACGCAGCAGAUUUAACAAAGCAAGAAUCCCAAAAGAGCUGUUUGAAGAGAGAUCCAAAGAACAUGAGAAAUACGGGGGCGAUCCAGACCAACCUCACAAACUGCACCUAGUGACACGAAUCAAAAGUGUGAUGCGAAGACCGUAUUGGGAGAAAGAGAUCGUGAAACACAUGGGGCUCGGAAAGGCACACACACCUGUAAUUCACAAAAAUACGCCUGCAGUCAAUAGCCAACUGAAGUUCAUCAAGCACCUUAUAAGGGUCCAGCCGCUGAGGACGCCCUACGGACUCCCUGCUGAACAGGACAUGGGUGACUCCUACAUUAACAGCAAAGGAGAGUUAAUCGUUCGUCGCCUCCUCCAACCUGUAGAGCCCAAGGCUAUCGAGUCUUAGUGCCACAUUCAAUCAUGUCGAUAGUUACGUUCAUGAAUAUCUUUUGCUUCCUGUUGUGGUGCCGAUACACUCAAAGUUGUUUUGAAUGAGUUACGGAGAUACGCAACACGUGUCCAAUAAAUAACACCUUACCAGUCAUAUAUGACUGAAAUGUUGCUGUUUUCCAUGACAAGUUGGCAACAGAAUUCUUUAUUAAACCACAAAUUAAAAAUCUUUAAUGAAAUGCAACCUGUUGCCCUUUGGUUUGGUUUGUUUUGACGGCUUCUCUCGCAUGUUCCGAGUCAGGUAACCAACGUCUGCUCACAUCGGUGCUUUUAUGAAGGUUCUAAAAAUUGGACCUCUUUUGAACUAAAGAUGUGUCCAACCUGGAGAGGGAUCCUCCUGCUGCUCUCCUGAAGGUUUCGUCACUUUUUCCCCGUGAAUGUUUUAUUCUGAGUUUUUCCUGAUCCGAUGUGAGGUCAAAGGUCAGGGAUGUCGUAUUUGUACAGAUUGUAAAGCCCUGAGUCAAAAUUGUGAUAGGGAUAUUAAAAAUAAAGUGAAAUUAAAUCAU
Molecule: messenger RNA, 1254 nt
Organism: Pseudoliparis swirei
Lineage: Eukaryota; Metazoa; Chordata; Actinopteri; Perciformes; Liparidae
Gene: mrpl30
Product: mitochondrial ribosomal protein L30
Exons: 5
Coding region: 222-704 (160 amino acids)
Biological process (GO): translation
Cellular component (GO): mitochondrion; large ribosomal subunit
Molecular function (GO): structural constituent of ribosome
Source: RefSeq, a predicted model, not a curated record